Durio zibethinus is the source of this 719-nucleotide messenger RNA. RefSeq names its product HSP20-like chaperones superfamily protein. The record is from RefSeq and is a predicted model, not a curated record. NCBI's taxonomy places the organism in Eukaryota, Viridiplantae, Streptophyta, Magnoliopsida, Malvales, Malvaceae.
UUCCCACGGCAAUUUUCUCAGUAGCUAAGCAGACAAGAGAAACAAGUACUACCCUUUUCAUUCAAAGUAGUUAUUCGCGUCAAAGAUUCUAGCGUACUCUUCUUUUUUCCUUCAACAGCGUCUGAAAAUGAGCCGAGUUGCUGACUCAAUAACCCAUUGGUUUAGUUUCCCAGAAAACAUCGAAAAAUUCAUGUUCCCCUCACGGACUCAUGACACUCAGGAGAACCAGAGUAAGAGCAUACCAGCCGACAUUUUGGACACACCCAGGGAAUUCAUUUUCUACUUCGAUGUUCCAGGCUUGUCCAAGUCGGAUAUCCAGGUUACUGUUGAAAAUGAGAACACAUUGGUGAUUAAAAGUGGUGGGAAGAGGAAACGUGAGGAAGUUGAAGAUGAAGGGUGUAAAUACAUCAGGCUUGAAAGGAAGCCACUCCAGAAGCUGGUGAGAAAGUUCCGGUUGCCUGAGAAUGCCAAUAUGUCUGCUAUUAUAGCUAAAUGUGAAAAUGGGGUUUUGACUCUGGUUGUUGAAAAGCUUCCCCCGCCACCAAAGCCUAAAACAGUGGAAGUUGCCAUAGCUUAAAAGAAGGGCUAUUUUUUUUGUGGGAAACAAGGAGUUAUCGGCAUUUCCAUUGAAAACUCGAGGAAUCAAAUAUUGUUUGAUGCAUCUAGAUGUCAUCUGUGUUUUCACUUGAAAUUUAAUGUAAUUCGGUAGAUUUGUGCCA